Messenger RNA from Cylicocyclus nassatus, 1668 nucleotides. NCBI's taxonomy places the organism in Eukaryota, Metazoa, Nematoda, Chromadorea, Rhabditida, Strongylidae. The record is from the annotation of a GenBank genome assembly.
UAGAACUCAAGAGCUCUCAAAGUGGGCGAUCUUAGCCAACAAAAGGCGGAGGAUCGAUGCUAUCACGGUUUUAUGGGAAGCAUGUGCUUGCGCUUCUUCAACAAACUAGCAACCAAGUCUUUCUUCAACGAGCAGCUUCCUCCGCGGUGGACUACGAUUUGAUUGUCAUCGGAGGUGGAUCCGGUGGCUUAUCUUGCUCCAAAGCCGCUGCCGACUAUGGUGUUCGUGUUGCUCUGGUAGAUGGUGUAACUCCCAGCCCACAUGGCACCACUUGGGGUAUUGGAGGAACCUGUGCCAACGUAGGGUGCAUUCCCAAGAGACUGAUGCAUCAUGCGGGCAUAGUAGGAAGAGAGAUACGUCAUGCACCGAAGUACGGAUGGGCGGAAGCGAAUGGAGAACAACACUCUUGGGAGACGUUGAUCAAGGCUGUCGAUGAUCGAAUCAAAGCUAACAGCUGGAUCUACCGAGUGCAACUGAGUGAAAAGGGUAUAAAACUCUACACAGCUCUUGCGUCUUUUAUCGACAAGCAUACCGUAAAAGCAGUGUCUACAGACGGUAAAAAAUCGGAGACAAUCUUGCGCGCACCUCAUGUUGUCAUCGCUACUGGUCUUCGCCCACGUUAUCCGGAUAUCCCAGGAACAGAGCUCGGUAUCACUACGGAUGACCUAUUCUGGUUGCCAAAGUCGCCCGGAAAGUCCUUGGUAGUCGGUGCAGGUUAUGUGGGAUUAGAAAUCGCCGGGCUGCUAGUCGACCUUGGUAUUCCUGUAGAUUUGGCGAUCAGGUCAAGACCUUUAAAGAAACAUGAUGAGGACUGCGUAAAGUUGGUUAUGGACGGCCUAAAACAGCAUGGUGUCAACGUGAUAUAUAACAAAGAAAUCAAAAAGGUGGAAAAGAAUGGCGAUAAGAAAAAGGUCACUUUCAAGGACAUCUUGAUCAGCGAAGAACUUUCGGAUGACGAAUAUGAUACCGUAAUCUGGGCUGUAGGACGAGAUCCACAACAUGGCGAUCUGAAUUUAGCGGCAGCUGGUGUGAAGAUCGACUCUCGCACUUCCCGGAUUAUCGUCGACAGUAAAGACCAAACCUCUACUGAUAAUAUAUAUGCUAUUGGAGAUGUCGCCCUGGGUCGCCCUGAGCUCACGCCUACGGCGAUUCGGAGUGGUCAGCUGUUGGCGCAGCGAUUAUUUGAUGGUGGUCGAAAACUCAUGGAUAAUCUUCAUCCUCCCACUACUGUGUUUACUCCUUUGGAACUUGGUACAGUUGGACUCACUGAAAAGUUUGCUGAAGAGCUGUUUGGAGCGGAAAAUAUUGAGGUGUAUCAUUCCCAUUUCACUCCAUAUGAGCACGUCAUUCCACAAGAUGAAGAUUCUACGCAUUGUUACGCUAAGGUAGUGUGCCUGAGAGAAGAACCAAGGACCGUACUUGGCAUGCACAUUGUCGGUCCCAAUGCAGCAGAAAUAAUCCAAGGCUAUGCCGUUGCUGUAAAAGCUGGAAUAACCUUUGAUCAGUUGAUUGAUACAAUUGCUAUUCACCCGUGUAGCUCCGAAGAGUUUGUGAAGAUGCAGAUCACAAAGCGAUCUGGAAAAGACCCUAGGGUGCAGGGUUGUUGCGGCUAGAAAUUGAGAUCUUUUGAUAAGCUUUCGUUGCAUAAUAGCAUUUUUGACCGUUUAG